UCCGCCCGUGAAGCUGUUCGUUUCUACGUGUUUUCUGCCGCAGUGGGAAUAAAAUUUUUGCAGUUGUUUAUGCAUUUAAUUAAUAAUUUGUGGAAAAAAUUCUACCGGUUUUCAAAUAUUUAAAUUAAAUAAAUAUAUAAUUCAGUAAGAGUGAAUGUGUGAAAUAGUUAUUAAUCUUAUAAGUGCUUAGUUGCGAAAUUGACAAAAAGUGCCGAAAUAACAAUUAUUUAAACUAAAAUAUUAAUUGCAAUAAAAUGGCUGAAGAAAUCGAUCGAAACGAUCCCGAAUUGAAAUAUCUGUCCGUCGAACGGAACCAAUUUAACGAUCCAGCUACUCAAGCGGAGUGGACACAAAAACGUCUUGUCUGGGUUCCACAUGAAAAUCAGGGUUUUGUUGCCGCAAGUAUUAAGCGUGAACAUGGGGACGAAGUUGAAGUAGAGCUCGCCGAAACGGGCAAACGAAUGAUGGUUUUGCGCGAUGACAUACAGAAGAUGAACCCUCCGAAAUUCGACAAAGUCGAAGAUAUGGCAGAACUGACAUGUCUAAACGAGGCUUCAGUUUUGCACAACAUCAAAGACAGAUACUAUUCUGGCUUAAUUUAUACUUAUUCUGGCCUCUUCUGUGUUGUUGUAAACCCUUACAAAAAAUUGCCAAUAUAUACUGAGAAGAUUAUGGAGCGGUAUAAGGGCAUUAAAAGGCAUGAAGUGCCUCCUCAUGUUUUCGCAAUAACCGACACCGCUUAUAGAUCCAUGCUUCAAGAUCGGGAAGACCAAUCUAUUUUAUGUACUGGUGAAUCAGGUGCUGGAAAAACCGAAAAUACGAAAAAAGUUAUACAGUAUUUAGCAUAUGUAGCGGCAUCGAAACCAAAAGGCUCGGGAGCGGGACCUCAUCCGGCUUUGAUUAUUAAUUUGCAAGUAAAUGCGAAGAAAAGUUAUAAAAUCAAAUGUAAUGUCCAUGGUGUAUCUGAUUCUGUUUGUUCUAAGAAAGAAAGUCAAAAAGAGGUGUCUAAAUUGAAUGAAAAUUCCGGAUGCCGUUGUAUAAUGAUUAAGGGGGAACUAGAGCAACAACUAUUGCAAGCCAAUCCCAUUUUGGAGGCUUUUGGAAAUGCCAAGACUGUGAAAAACGAUAAUUCAUCUCGUUUUGGUAAGUUUAUUCGUAUAAACUUCGAUGCAUCGGGCUAUAUAUCGGGUGCGAAUAUCGAGACAUAUCUUUUGGAGAAAUCUCGCGCGAUCCGUCAAGCCAAGGAUGAACGGACCUUCCAUAUUUUUUAUCAAUUACUUGCUGGUGCAUCACCUGAACAACGUGAAAAGUUCAUACUCGAUGACAUCAAAACAUAUCCAUUUCUUUCCAAUGGUAGCCUCCCUGUGCCUGGCGUAGAUGAUUUUGCCGAAUUCCAAGCGACUGUUAAGUCAAUGAACAUCAUGGGCAUGACUAGUGAUGACUUUAAUUCCAUAUUUCGUAUAGUAAGCGCUGUUCUAUUAUUUGGUUGUAUGAAAUUUCGACAGGAACGUAAUAAUGAUCAAGCGACACUUCCCGAUAAUACAGUUGCUCAAAAGAUUGCACAUUUACUAGGUUUGAGCGUGACAGACAUGACUAGAGCGUUCCUAACACCUCGUAUUAAAGUGGGACGUGAUUUCGUUACAAAAGCCCAAACUAAGGAGCAAGUUGAAUUUGCCGUUGAAGCGAUUGCAAAGGCUUGCUACGAACGGAUGUUUAAGUGGUUAGUGAACCGCAUUAAUAGGUCAUUAGAUCGUACCAAACGUCAAGGUGCCUCAUUUAUCGGAAUUCUUGAUAUGGCUGGGUUUGAGAUAUUCGAAUUGAACUCAUUCGAGCAGCUAUGCAUCAAUUACACCAAUGAAAAAUUACAACAGCUCUUCAAUCACACUAUGUUCAUAUUGGAGCAAGAAGAGUAUCAGCGGGAAGGCAUUGAAUGGAAAUUCAUAGAUUUCGGUCUGGAUCUUCAGCCGACUAUUGAUUUAAUAGAUAAGCCUGGCGGUAUAAUGGCAUUACUGGACGAGGAAUGUUGGUUCCCGAAGGCUACUGAUAAAACGUUCGUAGACAAGCUCGUUUCAGCUCAUUCGAUGCACCCGAAAUUUUUGAAAACAGAUUUUCGUGGUGUUGCCGAUUUUGCCAUCGUUCACUAUGCGGGCAAGGUUGAUUACUCGGCAGCAAAAUGGCUAAUGAAAAAUAUGGAUCCGCUAAAUGAAAACAUUGUCUCAUUGUUGCAAGCCUCGCAGGAUCCAUUCGUUGUAAAUAUCUGGAAGGACGCUGAAAUAGUAGGCAUGGCUCAACAAGCUUUAACUGAUACUCAAUUCGGUGCUCGUACUCGUAAGGGAAUGUUCCGAACUGUUUCACAUUUGUAUAAAGAACAACUGGCAAAGCUGAUGGACACACUUCGCAAUACAAAUCCAAACUUUGUUCGUUGCAUUAUACCAAAUCAUGAAAAACGAGCUGGAAAAAUAGACGCGCCUUUGGUGCUAGAUCAGCUUCGCUGUAAUGGUGUAUUAGAGGGAAUACGUAUUUGCCGCCAGGGCUUCCCAAACCGCAUUCCAUUCCAAGAGUUCCGUCAAAGGUACGAGUUGCUCACGCCGAACGUUAUACCAAAAGGUUUCAUGGAUGGUAAAAAGGCAUGCGAGAAAAUGAUUCAGGCCUUGGAAUUGGAUACAAAUCUCUUCCGUGUUGGUCAGUCAAAAAUAUUCUUCCGUGCUGGCGUGUUGGCUCAUCUCGAAGAGGAGCGAGAUUACAAGAUAACAGAUUUGAUUGUAAAUUUCCAAGCGUUCUGUCGCGGCUACCUUGCCCGUCGCAACUAUCAAAAGCGGCUACAACAAUUAAAUGCUAUUCGUAUAAUACAAAGGAAUUGUGCUGCUUACUUAAAGCUACGCAAUUGGCAAUGGUGGCGCUUGUACACAAAAGUAAAGCCGUUGCUAGAAGUGACUAAGCAAGAGGAGAAGCUGGUGCAAAAGGAGGAUGAACUGAAGCAGGUGCGAGAAAAACUGGACGUAUUGGCUAAAAGUACGCAAGAAUUUGAGCGCAAAUAUCAACAAGCACUAGAGGAAAAGACGACUCUAGCUGAACAGCUGCAAGCUGAAAUAGAACUCUGUGCCGAAGCUGAAGAGUCUCGCUCUCGAUUGAUGGCUCGCAAGCAAGAGUUAGAGGAUAUGAUGCAGGAGCUGGAAGCUCGAAUUGAGGAAGAAGAAGAAAGAUCACUUGCACUUGGCUCAGAAAAGAAAAAGUUAGAGCUGAACAUUCAAGAUCUUGAAGAGCAACUGGAAGAGGAAGAGGCGGCUCGACAGAAAUUGCAAUUAGAAAAAGUGCAAUUAGACGCUAAAAUCAAAAAAUAUGAGGAGGAUUUGGCCAUUACUGAUGAUCAAAAUCAGAAGUUGAUAAAAGAGAAAAAAAUAUUGGAGGAACGUGCAAAUGAUCUCUCCCAAACCUUGGCGGAAGAGGAGGAGAAAGCAAAGCAUUUGAGUAAAUUGAAGGCGAAACAUGAAGCCACAAUAGCCGAGUUGGAAGAGAGAAUGCACAAAGACCAGCAGCAACGACAGGAAUCUGAUCGCACGAAGCGUAAAAUUGAGACAGAAGUAGCUGAUUUGAAGGAACAGAUGAAUGAGCGUCGCAUACAAGUAGAAGAUAUGCAACUCCAAUUAGCGAAACGCGAGGAAGAGCUGACGCAAACUCUGAUGCGUAUAGACGAGGAAUCUGCAGCUAAAGCCACCGCACAAAAAGCGCAGCGCGAAUUAGAAUCACAGUUGGCCGAAAUUCAGGAAGACUUAGAAGCAGAAAAGGCUGCACGAGCGAAAGCUGAAAAAAUACGAAGAGAUUUGAGUGAAGAGUUAGAGGCAUUGAAAAACGAGCUCCUGGAUUCAUUAGACACAACAGCUGCUCAGCAAGAGUUACGCUCCAAGCGUGAACAAGAACUAGCAACACUUAAGAAAUCAUUGGAAGAAGAGGCGGUAAAUCAUGAAUCUCUGUUGUCUGAAAUGAGACACAAGCAUUCCCAGGAAUUAAAUGUCAUCAACGAUCAACUCGAGAAUCUGCGUAAAGCAAAAACAGUACUAGAGAAAGCGAAAGGUUCUUUGGAGGCGGAAAAUGCAGAUUUGGCGACAGAGCUGCGUAGUGUCAACAGUUCACGGCAAGAAAAUGAUCGCCGACGAAAACAGGCUGAAUCGCAAAUUGCCGAACUUCAGGCGAAAUUAGCUGAAAUCGAACGCGCUCGAUCGGAACUUCAAGAGAAAUGCACAAAACUGCAGCAAGAAGCUGAAAACAUAACGAAUCAGCUGGAAGAGGCCGAAUUGAAAGCGUCGGCAGCUGUGAAGUCCGCUAGUAAUAUGGAGUCCCAAUUAACUGAGGCACAGCAACUACUCGAGGAAGAGACCCGCCAAAAGUUAUCCCUGAGUUCAAAGCUAAGGCAAUUAGAAUCAGAAAAGGAGGCAUUACAAGAACAAUUGGAAGAGGAUGAGGAGGCGAAGCGUAAUUAUGAGCGUAAAUUAAACGAACUAACAGCUCAAGUACAGGAUAUUAAGAAAAAGGCAGAGGAAGAUGCUGAUUUGGUUAAAGAGUUAGAAGAGAGCAAGAAACGUUUGAAUAAAGAAGUUGAAGGCCUGGAAAGGCAAGUGAAAGAAUUAAUAGCGCAAAAUGAUCGCUUGGAUAAGAGUAAAAAGAAGAUACAAUCCGAACUUGAAGAUACAACUAUCGAGUUGGAAGCACAACGUACAAAGGUGCUUGAACUGGAGAAGAAACAAAAGAACUUCGAUAAAAUACUAGCAGAAGAAAAGGCAAUAUCGGAACAGAUAGCCCAAGAGCGCGAUACCGCUGAACGCGAAGCUCGAGAAAAAGAGACCAAGGUGCUCUCAUUAACUCGUGAACUCGAUGAAGCUUAUGAUAAGAUAGAAGAUCUUGAAAAUAAAAGAAAAGUACUUCAAAAUGAGCUUGAUGAUUUAGCUAACACACAAGGUACUGCCGACAAGAAUGUGCAUGAACUAGAAAAGGCAAAACGAGCGCUUGAGUCUCAACUUGCUGAAUUGAAAUCGCAAAACGAAGAGCUUGAGGAUGAUUUGCAAUUAACGGAAGAUGCCAAACUGCGCUUGGAAGUUAAUAUGCAAGCUAUGCGGUCGCAGUUCGAGCGUGAUUUACAGGCUAAAGAAGAGCAGGCCGAAGAAAAACGUCGUGGACUCAUAAAACAGAUACGUGAUUUAGAGGCCGAAUUAGAUGAAGAACGAAAACAACGGACUGCGGCUGUGGCAGCAAAGAAGAAGCUCGAAGGGGAUCUGAAAGAAAUGGAAACCACCAUGGAAAUGCAUAACAAAGUGAAAGAGGAUGCCUUGAAACAUGCUAAAAAAUUGCAAGGGCAAGUUAAAGACGCUUUGCGUGAUGCUGAAGAAGCAAAGGCAGCAAAAGAGGAGUUGCAAGCUGCAAGUAAAGAAGCUGAGCGCAAAGUGAAAGCACUAGAAGCGGAAGUUCUGCAAUUAACAGAAGAUUUAGCCAGUUCCGAAAGGGCAAGACGCUCUGCAGAAACUGAACGUGAUGAACUCGCUGAAGAAAUUUCAAAUAAUGCCAGUAAAGGUUCCCUUAUGAUUGAUGAGAAGCGUCGAUUAGAGGCACGCAUCGCCACGCUGGAAGAGGAAUUGGAAGAGGAGCAAUCUAGCUCAGAGCUUCUAUUAGAUCGUAGCCGCAAAGCGCAGUUAUCUAUUGAACAGCUUUCAACGGAGUUAGCCAAUGAAAAAUCCAAUUCCCAAAAGAACGAAAAUACUCGGGCGUUACUUGAGAGACAGAACAAGGAGCUUAAAGCCAAACUAACCGAGAUUGAAACGACUCAGCGCACUAAAGUGAAGGCUACAAUUGCAACACUGGAAGCAAAGAUAACUAACCUUGAAGAGCAGUUAGAGAAUGAGGUUAAAGAACGCCUUUUGCAGCAAAAGGCCAACCGAAAAAUGGAUAAGAAAGUUAAAGAGCUUACAAUGAAUAUCGAAGAUGAACGUCGCCAUGCCGAUCAAUACAAGGAACAAAUCGACAAACUCAACAGUCGCAUGAAAUUACUAAAACGAAAUCUUGACGAAACUGAGGAAGAAUUGCAAAAGGAGAAAACGCAAAAACGUAAAUAUCAGCGGGAGUGUGAAGAUAUGAUCGAAAGUCAAGAAGCAAUGAACCGUGAGAUCAACUCAUUAAAAACUAAAUUAAGACGAGCUGGUGGGGGUAUGGGUCUAAGUUCAAGCCGUUUGACUGGCACACCAUCAUCGUCGAAGCGUGGCGAUGAUAGUUCCUCGGUGCAAGAUGAAUCAUUAGACGGCGAAGAUUCGGGCAAUUAAAACAUUCAUUUAAAGUUAAAUUUUGUAUGGAAUCAAUAUAUGAAACGUAAUUUUAAUUUUUGUUAUUUUUUACAAAAUCAAACACUUUGCGGACAAUUGUCUGCAUGAGCUAAAAUGAGAAACAUAUUGGAAAAAGCAACUUCACUCAUAAACAUAAACACAUCGAAAACAUAAAGCAAACAUUGAUAAAUUAAUAGAAACAUUUGUACACUUUUUAUACGCAAUGUCAGUUUUUUACAUGUCCUUUUAAGAAUAGGCGUACAAUCUGCGAAGAUGCAUACAUGCCCAUGUAUUUAAAUACGAAUCAGACUUAAAAAUACACAUAUACAUACAUAAAUAUUAAUUAAUGAUUAUGAAGCACAUCCGAUAUACAAGUAAAUGAAUAUUUACGGAAAAUUGCAUUUAUUCGAUUAAGAGAAAAAUAAAGUUAUAAAAAUAUGGUAACACAGGAUUUGUAAUAUUUGUUGACACGGUACGUAUUCUGUGCACAAGCAUUGUACAAUCGUUAACCGCGUUUGCGAUUUUUCCGAAUACUUCAAUUAUUUACAUGUAACUAUUAUAUAGUACGAUCAUAAGAAAGGUAAUAAAUAAUCUAAAUAUCUGAAUUUAUCCUUAACGUAAUUUGCUUCAUUGCUUACAGUAUAAUUUAUGUUUUUUUUUUUUUUUUUUAGUGAAAAUGAAAUCAUUAAAUUUACUCGUUGGAAUUCAGUAUUCAUAUAUGUACCAAUGUUUAGUAUUCUCCCAUAGUUGUAAAUUGGCAUUUAUAUGCCGUAAAUUCCUUGCCACCUUGGUUAGUGCAUUUCGUAAGAAAUAUUCUUUUAAUCAAUAUGAUCAUUCUGCGCUUAAAAAAAUAAAUUUACUGGAAAAUAUACAACUUUGAAAUUUUUUUUCCAAUUUGUCUGUUUCUACAUAUAAACAAAAUUCAAUCACAAUACAAUUUCAAAAGAAUUUGAAUAAUUGUGCUGAUGUAUAUAUAUUUGGUAAUUACUUACUUUGGGACACUAGAAUCUAUAUAUUUAAAUAUAUAUAUGGGCACAAGUAAUUUGCUAUUUACUAUCAUUCAGAUGCUCCUGCUUAUAACAGUGAGUAUCCUUGAAUAACAAACAAAUAACAUAUAGUAGACAGACAGAAAAUCUGACUGCCCAUGAUUUUUCUAAAUUAAAAAUAAAAAUUCAUAAGUUGUAUCUCAAUAUUAAAAUCCAUGCUUAUGAAACCGCAUUUUAAAAAGCUAAAAAGAAAUACUGGAAAUAAAAUCAAUUUGAAGUUUCUAUUAAAUAAACAUAAGAAUGCAAGUAUAAUUACCAUAAAGCCACCUGCAUUAUACAACAUAUAUGUAGGUAGUUUGUUGUUAAAUUCUGCCAAGUGCCAUUAACAUUAUACUCUUUACUUUUCCUCAUUCUACCUGUUCGUAAAAUUAACUCCACACCGUCCACGAACGAAGUGUACACACUCACAAAUAAACACGUAGAUCCUUUGUGUAAUAUAAAAAGUGGGUUGCAAGUUUUUCUUUCUUUAUAUUGCUGUUACCGUGUCCAUUAUUGUCUCAGAAUUCAUCCAGAGUGUUUGAAAUUUUCAUAUUCAAUUAUAUUAGCAGGUCAAUUGCGACUUCGAUU
Ceratitis capitata (Mediterranean fruit fly) is the source of this 7918-nucleotide messenger RNA. It is a transcript of the gene zip, whose product is annotated as myosin heavy chain, non-muscle. Gene Ontology annotation, cellular component: myosin complex. NCBI's taxonomy places the organism in Eukaryota, Metazoa, Arthropoda, Insecta, Diptera, Tephritidae. The record is from RefSeq and is a predicted model, not a curated record. Bases 255 to 6305 code for a protein of 2016 amino acids. The transcript is spliced from 14 exons. Gene Ontology annotation, molecular function: cytoskeletal motor activity; actin filament binding; ATP binding.